Maylandia zebra (zebra mbuna) is the source of this 3054-nucleotide messenger RNA. The record is from RefSeq and is a predicted model, not a curated record. NCBI's taxonomy places the organism in Eukaryota, Metazoa, Chordata, Actinopteri, Cichliformes, Cichlidae.
AUGCAACGGGCCGCAGAUAACGCAGACUCCGCUAUGGAUGCAUCAGCGGCCGCCGGACCUCCGCCUCCUGUUGCAGCUACGUUCGCUGUGGCGCUGAAACCGCCGGACUUUUGGCUCCAUGACCCCCCGUCAUGGUUUGUACACGUGGAGACUCAGUUCGCCCUUCGCGGCAUCUCGGCUGACGACACGAAGUAUCACCAUGUGGUGGCCUCACUCGACCCGCUGGCCACCCGUCGCACGAUGGCGCUCCUCCGGGACCCACCCGCCCAAGGGAAAUACGCUGCCCUCAAAGAGCUGCUUCUUCGGCGCUAUGCCCUCUCCGACGCUGAACGAGCCGAAAAGCUCCUCAACCUGUCAGGCUUGGGUGGCGGUACCGCACUCGAGCUCAUGGAGAACAUGCUAUCGUUGCUCGGGCCGGAUGACGGUGGUUUCCUCUUCGCCCACCUCUUCCUCUGCCAACUACCGGCCACCGUGAGAGCUGUCCUCGCGAACUCUCCGCUUCUGCCUGCGAAGGAUUAUCGCUCCCUGGCUGAAGAAGCGGAUCGCAUUCUCCUGGCUAGCCGCACUUUCGACAUUCACGCCCUGGCUACGGACACGCCGGCGGCACCUUCCACGCCUCCACCUGCCUCCCCCGGAGCUUCCUUCCCUUUGCUGACGGCAGGGAUUGCUACACGCCGGCACCGUGGAAAGAGCAUCUGUUUCUACCACCCCGCGAAACUGUCCGUCGCUCGGGAAGAGUUUGCAGCCAUGGAGCGCCUUGGCAUUGUACAGCGUUCGCACAGUGCAUGGGCCUCUCUGCUUCACAUGGUGCCCAAAUCGGACGGUCGGUGGCGGCCAUGCGGAGAUUUCCGCCGUUUAAAUAAUGCCACGGAGAAUGACCGUUACCCAAUCCCCCACAUUCAGGAUUUUUCUGCCAAUCUCGCCGGAACGUCGAUUUUUUCUAAAAUUGACUUGGUGCGGGGGUAUCACCAGGUUCCCGUGCGCGCCGAAGACGUUCCUAAAACCGCUGUAAUUACCCCCUUCGGCUUGUUCGAGUUUUUGCGCAUGCCGUUUGGCCUGAAAGGUGCCGCCCAGACCUUUCAGCGGCUGAUGGUUUUGCGUGGGCUGCCAUUCGUUUUUGUUUAUCUAGACGAUAUAUUGGUGGCCAGCUGCUCAGCGAACCAGCACGAGUCCCAUCUGCGCCAGGUUUUCCAGCGUUUGGCAGCACAUGGCCUGAUCAUCAACCCUUCCAAGUGCCAGUUUGGGUUGCCUGUUCUGGAUUUCCUCGGGCACCGCAUUUCCGCUGAAGGUGUGGUUCUGUUGCCCGACAGAGUCCAGGCCGUUUCGGCUUUUCCGCGUCCCACGUCGGUUAAAGCGUUGCAGGAGUUCUUGGGGAUGAUAAAUUUUUACAACCGCUUUCUCCCCAGAGCUGCCCACCUGCUACAGCCACUCUAUGCUGCCUUAAAAGGUAAAACAGCCAAAGAUCCGGUUGACUGGCUGCCGGAACGCGUCCGUGCGUUUUCCGCAGCCAAGUCUGCGCUGACUGACGCCGCCCUGCUGGCCCACCCACUUCCGUCGGCGGAGAUCGCGUUGACCACCGAUGCCUCUGACGUGGCAGUGGGUGGGGUGUAGGAACAGCGGGUUUCAGGUCUCUGGCAACCGCUCGCCUUUUUCAGUCGUACGCUCCGGGAUGCUGAACGCAAGUACAGUGUUUUUGACAGGGAGUUCCUGGUCUCUGACCCAUGGAGUGCACGCCAGCAGCGCCAGUUGGUGGCCAUUUCAGAGUUUACCACAGACAUUCAGCAUGUGGCUGGUAAGUCCAAUCACGUUGCUGACUGUCUCUCACGUGUGUUGGUUUCUCCGGUGUAUGUCGGCAUCGACUACGCUGCCAUGGCCGCCGAGCAACGUGCUGACCCGGACGUCCUUGCCCUUCAGUCAACAAAAACGGGCCUUGCGCUGGAGGACAGCCCGGUGUGGGACGGCGGUCCACACCUUCUUUGCGACGUUUCCACCAGCCGCCCGGUGGUUCCCCUUUCGUGGCGUCGUCGUGUUUUUGACUCGGUGCAUGCCCUCUCUCAUCCCGGCGUCCGGGCCUCAGUCAAGCUGGUCAGCGCCAGGUUUGUUUGGCCGGGUCUUCGCAAGACGGUGAAAGAAUGGGCGGCGGUUUGUAUCCCAUGCCAACGCUCGAAAAUCCACCGGCACACACAGGCACCCCUCGAACCUUUCCGUGUCCCGGGUAGGCGUUUUCGUCACGUGGACCUGGUUGGUCCCUUGCUGCAGUCACAGGGUUUCACGCACCUUUUGACUGUGGUGGACCGCACAACCAGGUGGCCGGAGGUGGUACCCCUGGCGUCCACGACAGCGGCGACGGUGGCCAGGGCAUUUUUGUCAACGUGGGUUUCACAUUUCGGCCCCCCUGCUGACAUUACCUCGGACAGGGGCCCCCAGUUUGUUUCCGAGCUUUGGUCUGCUAUGGCUGACGGCCUGGGAGUCAAGGUCCACCGCACCACAGCAUACCACCCGCAAGCUAAUGGGAUGUGCAAACAGUUUCACCGGUCACUUAAGGCCGCGCUCCGGGCUUCCUUAACAAGUGGCGACUGGGUCGACCGUCUUCCGUGGGUUUUGCUGGGAUUGCGUAGCGCGGUUAAAGAAGACCUCGGGGUUUCCCCAGCUGAACUGGUGCUCGGCCAGCCUCUCCGGGUCCCCGGGGAAUUCUUACCUGAGAGCCCUCCCCCAUGUUUCGAUACCUCUUUGUUGCCUUUUCGCCCCCGAAGAGACUCAUUUCCUGUUCCUGGUCCUGUGCACCACUGCCUGCCUGACACUUUUGUUCCGAGUUCGUUGGACUCUGCUCGUUUCGUUUUCGUCAGGCACGAUGCCCAUAGGACUCUGCUGCGUCCACCAUAUGAGGGGCCAUACAAGGUUCUUAAACCAGGCAACAAACAUUUCAUUUUGGACUUUGGCGGUCGGCAGGAAGUUGUCUCUGUUGACAGACUUAAGCCUGCACGUGUUAUGCAAGAGGAUCAGGUGGUCCCGGCCCAGGCCCUCGCCGCGGCCGCCCACCUGCCACCGGGCUGA